Molecule: messenger RNA, 1162 nt
Organism: Coffea arabica (coffee)
Lineage: Eukaryota; Viridiplantae; Streptophyta; Magnoliopsida; Gentianales; Rubiaceae
Source: RefSeq, a predicted model, not a curated record
UGUUCCUAUAAAAUGCUAAAAGCAAUCUGUUUUUCGCUAUAGCCACACUCCUGAAGAAGUAGCUUCCUCUGCGCUCUGAAUAGAGCUUGUCAGGUGACUAGCUUUUGUCCAAUUGCCGACAAGAAUGUCAAAGCUAUUCGGAGGAAAAGAUCCAUUUGAUGACCCCUUUUUCUCUGAGCCAUUUGGUGGCUUCUUUGGUGAGAAGAAUCCAUUUGCUGACCCGUUUUUCGCUAGCCCCUUUGGUUAUCCUCCUGCUUCGCGGAAGCAAAUUAGUAUUGAGGAAAUAAAUCCUGAUGAUGAUGAUGAUGGUGCAAACAUUUCAAAUGCUGGCAAAGAACUGAGCGUUAGGAAUCCAAAUUAUCAUGCGAAUGGUAGUGGAAGUUCUUUUAGUUAUCGAAGGGUUGCAUAUGGUGAUCAGGAUGGAAUGUACUAUACUUGCUCUGAAGGCAGGAUGAAUGGUGGCGAUGGGGUGUUUCUUGCAGAAAUGAAGGAAGAGGACAAGAUAGUUGGUGAAUCACUACACACAAUUUCAAAGGGAAUCCAUGAUAAGGGUCAUUCGGUCACAAAAAAGAACAGUUCAGAUGGUAGAGCGGAUUCAUUGCAGACUUUACAUAACUUGCAUGAAGGUGAGCUUAAAGGUUUUGAAGAAAAUUGGAAAAAUAAUGCUGACAAGCAUUUACCAGGAUGGAGCAGUGGGUUCAAUAAGCUUGAGAAUUCAGGAGCUAACUUGAUUGGAUGGGAUGGAUUUCCAACAUGGAGCGGCUGGGGUGGUUGGGCUCCUCCAUCUAUAGAGUACUUUGGAGACGCUGGAGCAGCAGAACCAGAUGGAGAAGGGAGGAGGAAAAAGGUUGUGCGAGUGAAUGUAGAGUAGGGCGUAAUGUUCUGGGAACAUUAGUUUAGUACUUUAUAUUAAUCAAUGCUUAAUGUGUGCUCUGGCUUGAAUUUGGCACCUUAAUGCUUGUUUUCAGUGUCUUCCACAUUGUGAACUUCUGGAUGUCGUCAAAUAACUAGUACAAACAUGGUUUUUGUCUGGUUGGUUGGGAUGAAUUUAGGCUCGUCCUUUUCGGGGAAAGGGGCAGAAUGGUGUAAUAUCUUGUGAAGAGGUUGUAACUCAUGUUAAGCUAUUUGUGUAAUUUCGUAAUAAAGAAAUAAUUAUCAUGUA